ACUCAGGUCAAGAUGAGCCUAGUCAUUGAACAUGUUGAAACAGGGCCAAUGCUUUAGGCAACGAAAGGCCACGCUUCUUUGUUAUUUGCCCGUGUUUGCUUCGCUCAUCAAGAUGGUCAACCCAAAAGUGCAAGAUAGUUCAACGGUUGGAAACUUAAUGACCGACCAAAUUUACUCAUCUGGGUUUUCGGAUGAUCCAGAAACUCCGGUUGUGAUUUUGCUGGGAUGGGCUGGAUCAACGGAUAUUGACCUUCAAAAGUAUGCCAGAGUGUACGAGGAGAAGGGAUUUGAUUCAGUUCGACAAAUCACACCCAAAUAUACCGUUUUCUAUGGUGCAAAGCAUGUGCCUGGAUACUCCAAACAUUUAUUGAAUUUCCUCAAGACUAACCAACUUUCACAGCGGCCUCUGAUCUUCCAUAUGUUCAGUAACAUGGGGGUACUUUCGUUGCAAGAACUGGAGCCCCUAGUUCGAGAAGACGGCGAGUUCCAAGAAAUCCUACCUCACAUUCGGGGCCUAGUCUUUGACAGUUGUCCCGGCAAACCCACUCUGACCUCGUUUUUCUAUGCUCUAACUGACCAUGUCUUGACCGGGCCCUACUUUUGGCGAUACAUUCAGUUUGUGGGUCAGGUGUUUAAACUGAUUUUCACAAGCAUCACUAGUCCGAACAAUGGAUCUCGAAGCUCCUGGUACGAGUACUUGACCAAAGAUAGCUUAUUUCGAAUGCCUAUGAUGUUCCUCUUCUCCAAAGGAGACCAGUGCAUCCCCAAAUCUGACAUUCAAGCUCUAGCCUCAAAACUGGAAUCUGAAGAUGUUCAAGUGACCCAAGUUGAUUUUAUCGAUUCGCCACAUGUGGGUCAUUGGGAUCGAUAUCCGGCACAAUACAAUGAGGCUGUGGUUAAGUUCAUGACGAGUAUCGAUGUGAUCGAAUCUUAGUACUCACAAAAUGCGCAAUAUGCCGGAGCGAUGUCGGGCCCAAGCAGGUCUCUGGUCGUCUGGGAAAGCUCUUGUCCGAAUAGUUGACGAAAUGCUUCACAAAUCUCUCGCAUUUGAUUGGCAUUGCGUUGUUCGAUCAGAUUGGUUAGGAUCAUGGUAAAAAUGGAGGCACCCUCGUCUUCAUAGCUGUCAAUCAAGUCCUAGCAAAUUUAACGAAUGUCAGUGUCCUGAAUAAACUUUAAAUUUCCCGUGCGAUCUA
This is a messenger RNA of Tigriopus californicus, 1193 nucleotides long. RefSeq names its product transmembrane protein 53-like. The record is from RefSeq and is a predicted model, not a curated record. Lineage: Eukaryota; Metazoa; Arthropoda; Copepoda; Harpacticoida; Harpacticidae.